Messenger RNA from Tricharina praecox, 1047 nucleotides. RefSeq names its product putative arsenic resistance protein ArsH. Bases 10 to 942 code for a protein of 310 amino acids. The transcript has 2 exons. Gene Ontology annotation, molecular function: oxidoreductase activity. The record is from RefSeq and is a predicted model, not a curated record. Lineage: Eukaryota; Fungi; Ascomycota; Pezizomycetes; Pezizales; Pyronemataceae.
GUUCUCCAAAUGUUUGCUCGUUCCUCCUUCCGUGCACUCACUCCUAUUCUCUCCAGCCGUCCGGACGCGAUACGAACCAUGAGCUCCUCCGCCUCCUCCGUCAUGAUCACCCCCGAGUCCACCACCCCAGACCUCGAUCCAUACGACGACCCCGCCAUCGACGCCAUCUACCGUCCGUUUCUUCUCCCCCACGAACUCCGCAACACCGAUUGGGUCUCUCAGCUCGAGCUUGAUUCCGUCUCCUCCCUGGCUGCAACUACCACCCACAAGCGCCUCAGAUUCAUGAUCCUUUACGGCUCCCUGCGCAAGCGCUCUUUCUCCCGUCUGAUGGCCUUCGAGGCCUCCCGGAUCCUCCACCGCCUCGGCGCCGACGUCCGUGUCUUCGAUCCUACCGGCCUCCCCGUAAAAGACGACGAGCAGCACUCUCAUCCAAAGGUGCAAGAGCUCCGCGCGCUCUCCGCCUGGUCAGACGGUCACGUCUGGGUUUCCCCCGAGCAGCACGGCAAUCUCACUGCCGUAUUCAAGAACCAGAUAGAUUGGAUACCGCUGCUCACCGGGAGUGUAAGGCCGACUCAAGGGAGAACGUUGGGACUCGUACAGGUUUCCGGCGGGUCGCAGAGUUUCAACACGGUCAACUCGCUCAGAGUCCUCGGACGGUGGAUGAGGAUGUGGACGGUCCCGAAUCAGAGCUCUUUGCCGAUGGCGUGGACGCAGUUCACGGCUGAGGACGCGCCCGAGGAGGGUGGAAAUCGCCUCAUGCCGAGUGGUAACAGGGAUAGACUUGUGGAUGUCAUGGAGGAGUUGUUCAGGUUCACUCUCGCGUUCAGGCCUUUGAGUGAGGGCAUGGGUGAUCGGUUCAGUGAGAGAAAAGAGAGGAAGGUGAAGGAGGCGAAGGUCGCGGCUACUAAAGAGGUGGCGAAGACGGCGGAGGCGAGCAACUGAAUGUGAAGUGCGUGCAAGUAUAGAGCCGAAACCGUUUUAUGUUAUACUCGUAUCGCAGCUCCCUAGUGGCCCCGCAACAGAAUCUCGCCUUUCUGUGUUUUGCAC